AACCGUUCGCGAUCUCAGUCUUUUUGCUUCGGGCCCGCAGUCGGUGUAAUGUUUUGAGGUCUCUGAUCGCAUUAUUCAUCCAUCGUAAUCCCAGGUGUUUCGAAUAAAGUGUCAAGAUGGUGCGCAUGAACGUAUUGAGCGAUGCUCUUAAGUCAAUAAACAACGCCGAAAAGCGAGGUAAACGCCAAGUCCUCAUUAGGCCGUGUUCAAAAGUCAUCAUCAAGUUCUUGAAAGUCAUGAUGAGUCACGGUUACAUUGGCGAAUUUGAAAUUGUCGAUGAUCACAGGGCUGGCAAAGUUGUAGUUAACUUAACUGGUCGUCUUAAUAAGUGUGGUGUCAUUUCUCCAAGAUUUGAUGUACCAAUUAGAAAUAUUGAAAAAUGGACUAAUCAGCUACUUCCAUCCAGACAGUUCGGAUUUGUAGUACUGACCACCAGUGGCGGUAUUAUGGAUCACGAAGAAGCCAGACGGAAACAUUUAGGAGGCAAAAUCUUAGGAUUUUUCUUUUAAAUUGUACGUUUUAAAUUUAAUUUUUAUGACUAAUAAAAAAAAAUGUACCAUUACAAAACUAUUUUUUUUUUAUUGUUGAUAAAAACAAUGUGUUUGGUUCACUUUGAAUUUGGUACAUUAUUGGAAAUUAAUUAAUUCAGAAUCAUUAUAUUUAUGUCUUAACCUGUAAGUCAUAAUGAUAAAAAGUGUCAUCAGGUAUUCUUAUUGAUGUAUUUACUAUUUUGUAUUAAAAGGUAUCAAACAAGUUUGUUUUUAACUAA
This is a messenger RNA of Acyrthosiphon pisum (pea aphid), 769 nucleotides long. Its product is annotated as ribosomal protein S15A-like. Gene Ontology annotation, biological process: translation. Gene Ontology annotation, cellular component: ribosome. The transcript has 4 exons. Bases 117 to 509 code for a protein of 130 amino acids. Gene Ontology annotation, molecular function: structural constituent of ribosome. The record is from RefSeq and is marked provisional. Lineage: Eukaryota; Metazoa; Arthropoda; Insecta; Hemiptera; Aphididae.